UUUCUCUCUUUUGUUUCCCAAAUACUCUGUAAUUUUUCUGAGAAAGAGAGAGAGAGAGAAGAAGAUUUUUCGGAUCGGAAAAUGGCUUCAAGACCAGUGGUUCAACAGCAGAACAUAGGAGAGGCAGUCCCGGGGGCUGUUAAGCAGAAGAACAGGGCAGUGGAGAAGAAGAAUCGUCGUGCUCUUGGCGACAUUGGGAAUGUGGUUACUCUUCGGGGGGUCGACGGCAAGCCGCUUCCUCAGGUUUCUCGACCGGUUACAAGGAGUUUUUGCGCUAAGUUGCUGGCUAAUGCAGAGGCUGCAGAAGCUGAAAACAAGAAGAAUCCCUUGGCCGCAGUGAUAGGAGGUGGAGGAGUUCACCCUGACAAGAGGGCUGUGGCCGCCUUGAAGCCGGCUAAGAAGAAAGCUGCUAUCAAACCUAAGCCUGAGGAGAUAAUUGAAAUCAGCCCUGAUUCUAAUGAAGUUGCAGCACAGAAGGAGAACAAGACCCGUAAUUCGAAAAAUAAAGCUCCAACUCUUACUUCAACUCUCACUGCUAGAAGCAAGGCUGCUUGUGGGCUGAGAAGCAAACCAGAAGAGCAAAUAGUCGACAUCGAUGCUGCAGAUGCAGAUAACGACUUGGCUGUCGUUGAGUACGUUGAGGAAAUGUACAAGUUCUACAAGUCUGUUGAGAACGAGGGCAGGGCUCAUGCUUAUAUGUAUUCGCAACCUGAGAUAAAUGAGAGAAUGAGAGCAAUUCUGAUUGAUUGGCUGGUCCAAGUUCACAACAAAUUCGAUCUUUCACCAGAGACACUUUACCUGACAAUCAACAUUGUUGAUCGGUUUCUUGCAUCAAGGACUACUUCAAGGCGGGAGCUUCAGUUGGUGGGCUUGAGUGCAAUGCUUAUAGCCUCCAAAUAUGAAGAAAUUUGGGCCCCUCAGGUCCAUGAGUUAGUUUGCAUCUCAGACAGAACUUACACUAACGAACAAAUCUUGAUCAUGGAGAAACGUAUAUUAGGUGAACUUGAAUGGAACUUAACCGUUCCAACGCUUUAUGUUUUCCUCGUACGCUUCAUCAAAGCAUCCGUGACCGAUUCAGAUGUUGAGAAUAUGGUCUAUUUUCUGGCCGAGCUAGGAACGAUGAACUACUCGACUCUUAGGUACUGUCCAUCGAUGAUUGCUGCCUCAGCAGUCUAUGCAGCUAGAUGCACCUUAAACAAGUCACCCCUCUGGAACAAAACACUUAGAACGCACACAGGUUUCUCAGAACAACAGCUUAUGGAUUGUGCUAAGCUUCUUGUUACCUUCCAUUCGACGGCGGCAGACCAGAAACUCGGAGGGAUCUACAGAAAAUACUCUUGCUCCGUACGAGGGGCUGUUGCACUGUUGCCACCAGCUAAGUCUCUUUUGGCUGCCUCAGUUGCUGACUGAUGAGAUCAACAUAUGAUGAUGGAGCAUAGUUUGAAUGAUAACUAUGUUGUUUUUGUUUCUGGAUUUAUGUAUCACUUUAUGGAUUAGAACCGCUGCUAAAAUGUCUACACCUUUCAUAAUUACAAACAUUAACAAAAACAAUAAUAACCGGGUAACGUUGCAUUUG
Sesamum indicum (sesame) is the source of this 1576-nucleotide messenger RNA. RefSeq names its product G2/mitotic-specific cyclin-1. NCBI's taxonomy places the organism in Eukaryota, Viridiplantae, Streptophyta, Magnoliopsida, Lamiales, Pedaliaceae. Gene Ontology annotation, biological process: mitotic cell cycle phase transition. Gene Ontology annotation, molecular function: cyclin-dependent protein serine/threonine kinase regulator activity. The record is from RefSeq and is a predicted model, not a curated record.